UGAGGAUCUGCAGGCGCGCUCAGUUGUAUAGUGUGUCUAGAGAGUACAGAUAGAUCCACCUCAUUCAGAGUCUUCAUGGACAGGACGACUGGAACUGCAGCCAAGGACGUCUUUACCAUAACAACCUACUACACGAAAUCUUUCAUUAACAAGUAAUUUUUGACAAGUCAAGGAUCAGUUUAUUGAAAGAACCAAAACGUAAGAGCUUGGAUUCUAAAAUCGUUAGAAAAGAUCUAGAAGAGUUUGAGGAAUUAGGGAAACUGUGGGAUACCAACAGUGGUAAGCAUCAAAACCUGUAGAAGAACAAUUUCUUUUCUUGCAAACCAUUCUCCAAAUUCAUAUAUUUUCUGAUUAUUCUGGAGCUAUCUCGUGUGGCGAAGCAAGGAGAGCUGUGCUGAGUGGAUUAAGCGAGAUUAAAUAAGGAUGAGUGAGAGGCCUAGCGAGUGCAGUGGUGAGGUAUGAAGUGACAAACCAGCUGAGGAAACCAGAAACCUGCUGCUUUCAAUGUAAACACACAGCACCAUGCCAACCCUACUGCCAACUUGGCACAAGAGGACCUGGACCACAGCAGGACACACAUUCCUGCUUGCAUUCUUCUUUGUUAUCCUCAACCACAAGGCAAAAGGCUCAGUGCUUGAAGGUCUUAUAGCAAAACGGACCGAAUACUGGGAGAACUGCAACAGAACUCUGGCAACAGGCGCACUCUCAGAAACUGAAAUCUACUGUAAAGGAACGUUUGACAUGUUUGUGUGUUGGCCCCAUUCAUCUCCUGGGAAUGUGACGGUCCCCUGUCCUUCUUACUUACCAUGGAUCAGCAAGGACACCUCCAGGAGGGCACACCAAGAAUGCUUAGAAAAUGGGAGCUGGCGACAGAGGGAGAAUUCCUCUGAGCCCUGGAGGGAUGACUCAGAAUGUAAGGAGGACCAUUAUUUCAAAGACAAGGAGGAUGAAAUGCUUCGCCAGACAGCCCUCAGACUCAUCUCUGUCAUUGGCUAUUCCCUGUCCUUGUCAUCUCUCGCACUGGCUACUCUCCUGAUGGGCAUGUUGAGGAAGCUCCACUGUACCAGGAACUACAUUCACAUGAAUCUGUUUGUGUCAUUCAUCCUGAGAGCCAUGGCUAUCAUCGCUAAGGAAAUCAUAUUAUACAUCAUGUAUUCCAAACUACCUAAGGAUGACUCUGGAUGGAACUCCUACUCAAGCUCUGCGAUAGCGUUGAUGUGUAAAUUCUCCAAAGUGUGCAUGGAAUACUUUGUGGCCUGUAACUACUUCUGGCUCUUGGUGGAGGCCAUUUUCCUCCACACAUUGCUCUUCACAGCUGUGCUGACUAAGGGAUGUCUGCUGAAGAAAUACAUGCUGCUAGGAUGGGGAACACCUAUUUUGUUUGUAACACCAUGGACAGUGGUAAAGAUUUUAUAUGAAAACACAGAGUGCUGGUCAAUUGUAAACAAAUGGUUGUGGUGGAUAAUAAGGGGCCCGAUUACUUUAUCUGUGCUGAUCAUUUUCUUCAUAUUCAUCAAGAUUCUGAUGCUGCUGCUGUCCAAGCUGAAAGCAGAUCAGGUGAAAUUUACAGACUACAGAUACAGCUUGGCCAGAGCAACACUGGUACUCAUUCCUCUGCUGGGAAUCCAUGAAGUGGUCUUCACUGUGCUGAUAGAUGAAUGUGUGGAGGGCAACAGUCGCUACGCCAGGAACUUCAUUAACCUUACCCUCAGCUCAUUUCAGGGAUUCUUGGUUGCUGUGCUGUACUGUUUUGCUAAUGGAGAGGUUCAAGCUGAACUGAAGAAGCGCUGGCAGCUUUUCCUGUUCACCAACCACUUCCAGGUCAGGAGCUGUUUUCAGGGUGUGCCCCUGAAGCGCCUGUGGAAGUGCACUCGAGGACAGCGCCCACAGUGCUCUCCACAGAGUGACUCCUACAAUGAGGGUGGCACCUCCACAACACAUCCGCACUUGCUUCAGGUGGCUGUUCAUGGACAAAACGUGGGGCUUAGACUAGGAGAGGUUAAAGGUCAGGGGUUGAAGGGCUGUGACACAACAGGGCUUGACUUUCUCACCAGGAAGAGCCUGUCCAGUAGUGAUGGAGAUAUGACACUCGGGGAAACCAUGGAGGAGAUUCUGGAGGAAAGCGAGUUCUGAUCUCCUGUAGCUUGUUGGUACUUUUAUCAACUAACAUGGAAAGUGUUACUGACAAACAUUGGGGUAUACUUAAAUAGUAAGACAAAUAAAAUUCCAGAGAUGGAUUACCAACCGGGCAAAGGUGGCAACUGCCCCAAAAGCCCCAGGUUUGUGUUAGUUGGUUUGUGGAAAUGUUAUUAAAGCUAUAGUGCAUAGUUUCUGCUGCCCCCAUAAGGAAUUCUAAGUAAUGACAAAAACACUGUCGGAGCAUCCACAUGACGGAAGCCUUCGGUGAUCGCGUACCAACCGUCCUCCAUGCAGUUAUUGGUAGCGUUUAUCCCGUCAAAUCAAGGAGGACACAGAGGAUUAAAAAAACCAUGAUGAACUCUUUAGACAAUGUUAUUAUCUUGUAAUGUUGUGUCCUAUUUGUCUCCAAAGCUCAAAACUGCUGUUGUCCUUCCUCAUCGGUGACGUAAAACGCAUCACUCGAGCAUGCUGCAUUUUGUUAACAUAGCCACAAUUUUGUGGAGCUGAUAGGCUUAAUUAGCUUUGUAUCAACUUAUUUGGCAAUGGCUUGAAUGUAACGGACAUUCAUUAAUAUAGAAUAGUUGCUGCACUAAAGCUUUAAUAGCAAAUUUGUUAGGGAAUAUGAGUAUGCACUCAUAUUCCCUAACAAAUUAUUAGUUUAUAAGAGCAAAAUCAGCUAAAUUGGGUCUUGUGGCCCUGUCCUGUGGAGGGCCCUGUGUUAAAAUCUUGACCUUCAUUAUUGUUUACAUUACAUGCAAACUAAAGAGCUAGUUUUAGCAAGCUGUCUCACAAUACAGUAUGACAGGCAGGCUUUGUAAGGGCGAUAAUGGUGCAAGAACAGAUUGCUCAAUACAAUACCAGGGUGGGGCUCUCUCAGGAGGAAGUGACCAGUGGGCCAGAUGCCUUAAGUUAAAAGCAUAGUAGUAAUACAACAGCUUUGGUAAACCCAAACCUCUAUAAAUUGGUGUUUGUAAAUUAAUUUAUUAAAAUGUAGCCAGGUUUUUUUCCCAUAGAAAUGUCUUUGUUAUCCUGUCUAACCAUUUAAAAUAUGAUAGGGGAACCUCCAGAGGAGGGGAGUGGAUAAGGUAAUUCAGCUUGGGAACACAAACCAAUUCAAUAAUGGAUCCAAAUUAACCUUAACUAGGUCUUUAACUGGGGAGGCAAUAAGAUACCCAGAUAUACGAUACCAUGCUUGGGCCACUGAAAUGCACCUUCUUCCUUCUUCUUCCUUAAUCUCUACUCAGUCGAGAUCAAUAAAUGCUUGUGUAUAAGUCAUCAAAGUCUCCCGAACCUUAAUGUAUCCAGAAGUCAUUCGGCUCCUGAGUUUCUCUAUAACACUGGCCACUGGGUCACUUGAAUAAAACUAAAUUAAUUUAAUGUAUUUUACAACUUUUAGUGCAUGAAUUGCAUUUGAACAGAAACCAGACUGAUUAUUGAGACAAAGGAAGAAAUACAUUGUUACUGUAGCUUUAACAAAGAAUCUGACUUAAAAAUGAAAAAUUCAGGCAUUUUCCAGUAUAAUAAUUAUUUUUUGGCAUUUCUGCCUUUAUUAGAGAGGAAAGCUGAGAUAUGAAAGGUGAGAGAAAGGGGGGAAGUCAUGUAGGAAGGGAAACCGUCACAGGUCAGACUCAAACCCUGGACCUUCUGUGUCAAGGAAUAAACCUCUGCAUAUGUGCGCCCGCUCUACCAACUGAGAUAACCGGCCACCACUAUAAAUGUUUUAAUGUUUUUUUUUCUUCUUUUAAACGUCCAGGCCACUUAUCUGUAGCAGUUAUUUAUUAUGAGUGCUCUACAGUUACAGCAUGAACAUACAAUUAAUUACAUACAAUUGUAGGCAUGUUUUUAUUCAAACGCAUAGUACACCUUACAGUGACCCUCAUACAAAUGCAACAGCAGUGUAAAGCAUUUAUCACAUAUUUGUUUUAUUUAACAUGUACAAAGUUAUAAAUAUCCAUAUGGCACAACAUUUACAUUGAAAUGUGCAUUAAAUACAAUGUAUUUCUUGUCUGAAUGUAAAUAAUGCAGAGGCUCUAUGUGCAGAAAGUUUUACAGUUUUCUAUUCUUAUGAGGCUUAAAAUGGAUCAAUGGUAUUGUUGUCCAGGUAAAACCAUCAAACCAUUUAUACAUGUAGUCUCACAACAAUGUAUGUGCACAAAUUA
Messenger RNA from Sander lucioperca (pikeperch), 4298 nucleotides. Its product is annotated as glucagon-like peptide 2 receptor. Lineage: Eukaryota; Metazoa; Chordata; Actinopteri; Perciformes; Percidae. Gene Ontology annotation, molecular function: glucagon receptor activity; peptide hormone binding. Gene Ontology annotation, biological process: adenylate cyclase-modulating G protein-coupled receptor signaling pathway; cell surface receptor signaling pathway. The transcript has 13 exons. Bases 523 to 2133 code for a protein of 536 amino acids. The record is from RefSeq and is a predicted model, not a curated record. Gene Ontology annotation, cellular component: plasma membrane.